CCCCUUCACCGGUUGCCCUGCGUAUCUCACGAUCUACCUUUACUCUCCGCGCUGUCUGUCCUCGUCUCUGGUGAAUCUUUCGAACACGCAGCGUCGCUUGACGCGUCUAUGGCCGACACCGCAACACUGAACCAACCUGUGGACACCAAUAAGGUCGAAGCAGCAAAUGACGCGGAUACCAUUUCCCCGUCUCGAACAUCGCCUGACAAGGGCCAUUCUCUCCCCAUGUCUCUUUCGCCCGGGUCGGCACUCAGCCCGCUCAGAGGGAGUCCUGCAAAUGGCACAAACUCCAAUGCGGCGGCUCCUGGGGUGCCUCAUCAGAAGAAAUUUACUCACAGUAACAUCAACAAGAAGUUCCUGGAGAAGACCCACUCCUCGUCCCCUUCAGGCCAGACCCUAUCUACAUCUGUGACAGCAAAAACUGGCAGUGCAACCCCGAAACCCUCGCUUCAGACCUCUGUCUCUCACUCACGGCUUGUAACAGCGAAGCUUACGGCAACAGCGCAGUCAUCUACCACUGGACCAGGAUGCACCGCCUCUGCCUCUGGCGCCACGAACAGCCCAGGGUAUGCUCCGCAACCUCCGCCCGCCGGUAAGGUCAUUCAACCGCAACCGCGGGGCGCAACAGAGAUGUUUGUGUCGUCUGUAAAGAGGGAUAGCUCUGGUAAACCUGCAUGGAGCAGCGCAAGAAGUGCCGCGUCUGUCGUGAACAAGCUGGACGCGGCGGCGAAUGACUUUCCAACUGCAGCGGAGGUGGCACAAGGGCAUGCUUCCAAGCUCACUGAGAAGAAAGAGGCUGCACAGGCUGCCGCUGCACAGCAGCAGGCCAUGACAGCUCAGGCCGACACGUUUCGAGGCGUCCAUCUCGAUCCAAAUGCUCACCACUGGGACGAGAUGGAGGAAGAUGACGACAACUUCCUUGACGGCGUCAUCGAGUUUGGUGAUGGCCGGCAGUACAAGAUCGAGGCCACCGAGGUAUCUAAACAACCGUUGUCAUCCAAAGAUGCGCCAGGGUCAGCCGGGGGUGACGAAGAUCCGGGUCCUCCAGCGGAGAGCCAAGGAGGAGAGAUUUGCGAUGAUUUCGACAGAAGUUGGCCACGUACCAGGCUCACGACGAACUUCACGAAUGGCCAACGCGAACACUUUGCCAAUGCCGCACCGUCUUCCGCUUCGUCACAAUCGGUCCAUUCUCCGUCAGAAUCCAAAGUGCUGUUCAACGAACGCUCCAACAGGCUGGAACCGUACUCUUCUUCACACCCCCCUCAUCGUCCAGGUCCGGGUCCAGGUCCUGGUGCGCAGACGUCGUACUUCGUGCGGAGAGGCAGCCGUUCAGACCAAGUCGUCUCGCCGACCGAGUCAAGAGGCGGCAGGGACAUGCCACCUCAUGUACACUCACAAAAUGUCCAGCUUCUGCAGAAAGGGCCCAGUAGCAUUGACCGUCGCCAUGAUGGACCUCGUCCUGCAGGCGAGCCUGUUGGUCCCUUCUCCCGGAAUUACGAGCGUGACGUUCAUAGGCACGAGACCCAGCCCCCACCCGCCUUUGCUCGCACUCCUUCGCAUGGAUAUCAGGGGCGCACGAAUGACCAUCGGGUCCACACACGCCCUCCGCGCAUGUCGGCAAUGCCGCCACCACCGCUUCCGAUACAUGCUGCACGAGACCCCCAGAGGGAAUUGAGCCGGCAAUUGCCCCCUCAUUUGUCUGAAAUGCGAUCGCCACAGCAUGGAGGCCGAGCACCCCUCUCACCAGACGCACACCGACGGGAGACCUCCGGUUUGACCGCCGAGCCUCCACCAGACACCUCGCGGCCUGUUGUUGUCUCAGCGGACUCUCAGGCAGUUGCAUCACCCAUCCUGCCCACAGAUUCAGCUCCGCCUUCAGCCGCACCUGUAGUCGAUCUGAACGAGGUACACAAGAAGGAGAUGCAGAGCGCAGCUGAACGUGCGAGGUUACGUCGGCAGCAGGAAGAAGAGGAACGUGAGCGGGAGAGGGAGCGCGCUCGGAAAAAAGCGGCUGAGUUGGAGCCACGGCUGAAAGCCAAAGAGGAACAGGGAAAACUUGCUGCGACGUCUGUCUCAGAAACUCAGGUGAUCGGAGUCAUCGAGGACGCAGUUCGCAGCGCACAACAAUCUGCGGGAGCGACUGAACCUCUGACACCAGAUUCAGUCCCACCCUCUGCGUCGAAACCAGUCUUCAGUAGGUCGUCGUCGUCGACUGGCAUGGCUCGACCACUACAAGGCCGCCGUAUGUCAUCUACCGCUAUGGCGGGCCAGGACCAGCUGUCCCCAGCAAUGGAGUCCGAUUCGUGGCGAACAUCUGCACUGCCUCCACCGCCAUUACCCUUGCUCGCAGAGGUCGAGUCCCUGCAUCUAAGGGGUGGCGAUGAUGUAGAGGUCGUGGAUUUCUCAGAUAUGGGCAAAUUUGUGGGUGCAGAAACGAUUGCUGAACCGACGCUGUCAGAACGAUCGUCCAUACGACCACCCAGGGCCAGCGCAGUUGAUUUCUUCGAGGAUGAUGCCUCGGCGUCAGGUCUAUCGCUCCCGGUAGCCCAAAGCGAUGAUGGCUCGUGGAGACGCAAACCUAUGAUUCAUGAUUCUUCAACGCACGCAGCUGAAGGCACUGGGUCCACUGUGUUGAAGGAGCACUUGCGAGUGCAGAUCAUCCCACCGGAUACAUCUGGACCCCCAGGCAAUUCUCUUGUAGUCCCGGUGCACUCCGGCACAAACCAUAUGCUACAAGGGCACCAUGGUCACGGCCCUCAGCGCUCUCCGCUCACGCCAUCUUAUCGAGAAGCACCUAUGUCAGCUCUCAACGAUGUGAUCUCCCGAAUCAAAGGGGCUUUGGAUGAUAUGCAUCCGAAGGAGGAUCCGCCGAAGCCGGAUAAGUGGCUGCCACCUGCGCUCAGGCCAAAACAAGGUGGUCCUGAUAUUGCCUUGCCGAGUGAGGUCUUCGACGUGACUGGGAAAGAGCCACCCCGUUCUCCCAAGCCUGCAUGGAAUGCGUUCACCGUGAAGCUGUCGAAGGCGACCUCACCCCGGUUACCACCUAUUCGACCAAAGCAACUCCAUAGUUUUCGGAGCGCCACCUUCGUUUGGUCGGCCAUCUACUCAUGGGUCCCUCCCAUCGGUGGCAAUCCUCGCCGGGACGUCGCAGUUGACGACCACUUAUUUCACGAGUCACCGGGGAGCAAGGGUCCUCAUGCACGGUAUCGCGUGGCGCUGCCGCACAAGCGACCACCUAUACCUCCAGGAGAGUCGGGAAGCGCUGGUCCGGUGGUACAUCUACCGCCAAAGCCUGCCAGUACUCGCAGCGCCAAACCCGUUUCCUGCGAACCUGAGACCCCGAGCUGGAGGAGGCCCGCUCCGAACUCUGCGCAACUAGUUCAGGAUGCUGCCAAUGUCCAUCCUGGAUUAGACACAACGAGUAGGUCGCCGCCUCCCGAAAGCGAGCCCACCUCUCCUAGUCGGCUUCCAAUCACAAAUCUCGUUGGUUCUGGCGUUGCUUCUCACCGUGAUGCGAAAGUUGACGAUGCUGCACAGCCGGUGUCGGUGAGCUUCGUGGUCAGUAGCGAAAUAGACGAGCCGAAUGCCGUUGAGAGCACAGCGUCACGGGAAAACACCACACAAACGAGGGCUCAAUCUGGUUCAAGGCCCGUAGAGGGUCCAUCUGGGCGCAGCGACGGGAGCAAGCCGCUCGCGGAACAACCAGCUAUCACGUCAAGUGUCACUACGAGCACCUUCGACAAGCAUGUGUCUCAAUUGGGCCAAACUUCGUCGCCCGUAGUAGCCAAUGGAUUCACCUCCAGAGGAGUCCCAGACCCGGAACUCCUGAAGGCGGUUUGGUCUCAGACAUCUGACAAGGCUGCAUUGCCGUCAGUGAACUCUCUUGAGGGUAUCGCCGACGAUUUGACUGCUGUAUCCUUCUCCUUGCAAGAUGUCAAGUCAGAAGACGGUGGAACACCUCCGCCCUCUGGGUCGGGUCCGGCGAGGAUGUCUUCGUACGAUGUUACACGUGCCUUCCAACAGGUCCCGACAUCUUCUGUCAAAUCUCCUCAAAGGAAUACAAUCCUUCCGCCCGGGUGGGCUCUGCCUCCACCUGCCAGUCUUCGCCCUCCGUAUCCUUAUCCAUCUCCGGUUCUCAGCCACUCACCAAGCCCAACCGUCGUGUAUCCUCAAAUGGCACCGAGCCCUAUACCUCGGCCAAUGAUGGUCAAUGGUCCGCCAUCGCCGUAUGCUCAACCCGUGUGGAUGCCAAUUGGCGGACCUCAACCACAGACCAACCUAAUGCGCCCCAUGACAUCCUCAUAUGCACCCCCAUUCGUCCCGUAUCCGUCUCCCGGGCCAGUUCCUUUGUAUAUAUCGUCCGGUAUGCCAAACCCACAACAGCCACCCAACGGGGUGCAGGGUCGCGGAGCCAUGAUGAGUCCUAUGAUGCAGCCGGCGCAUGCCCUAUACAGCAGUAGUCCUGUCAUGAUGCAUUCGCCGUCCGGGAUGCACGCGCAGCCGCCUCACGGCUAUACACCAGCUCCCCCAAACCGCGGACAAAUGCGCGGCAACUUCGAGCACGCCUCAGGCGGAUCUAGCAUUCCUGCACCUACCGGCCAUCCCCCGCAGCAGCCACCCUACCCUACCACACCUGCCUACUCCGCGCGCCCGACGUGGUGAAGUCUUGUAGAG
Fomitopsis serialis is the source of this 4674-nucleotide messenger RNA. RefSeq lists its product as uncharacterized. The coding region runs from base 109 to 4662 and encodes 1517 amino acids. The record is from RefSeq and is a predicted model, not a curated record. The transcript has 16 exons. Lineage: Eukaryota; Fungi; Basidiomycota; Agaricomycetes; Polyporales; Fomitopsidaceae.